Molecule: messenger RNA, 1923 nt
Organism: Exophiala bonariae
Lineage: Eukaryota; Fungi; Ascomycota; Eurotiomycetes; Chaetothyriales; Herpotrichiellaceae
Exons: 1
Coding region: 1-1923 (640 amino acids)
Source: RefSeq, a predicted model, not a curated record
AUGCCGGCCACAUCUGGCAAAUCAUUUCUUUUCAUUGACUCGAAUCCAAACGAUGUCGACCAACGAGAACAAGAACUGCGACAAUCCAAAGCCAGGUCACACGCAGCAUCCGCCAGCCACCGCCUGAGAUCAAAUCUUCUCCGAGCAGAGAGAGCACGUCAGAAGACCUCGACAUCAUCAACACCAGCUUCACUACAAUCGCUCGCACCAAACACCACAGUCACAAGUGAGAGCCUCAAAGGGCUUGAUCGAACUCCACUCGAAACACCAGCAUCCGUCCAGGAGAUCGCCGUCUUCUCUCGAUGGCGGCUACGUGGAGCGCCCAAGAGACGUGAGCCUACAGGGAAGAAGGCGCCGGUCAGAGAACACCCUACAGGUAAUGAUACUCGAGAGAUUGGCCACCUUGGGCUGUUGCCGUUGCCGUUGCCAUACAAGGGCAAUUGUGAUCCUUUUAGCUCUGCCGGUAUCCCCGUGACUGCGCAUCAAUACAGUCUCAUCAAACUAUCCCGAUCGGAAUCUGUCGCAACAAUAUGGGCCUCCGAGCUGAGUAUGCGCUCGCGGAAUGGUGAACUGAUGGACGACCUGUGUCAAUCCCUCGGCACCUUGUGCAAUGACCCUGCGGUGGUACACGCGAACCUCGCCCUCGGCUACAUAACCAAAGCAGCAUGCCAGGGCAAGUUCGAAGCGAAUGACUUUCUGGCGAUCAAGAGACAAAAGAGUCAGGCCUUACGUUCCUUGCGGGAGCUGGUGGACAAGCAAUGCGAAUCCGGCUCGCAAGACAAACUGUUGGCAAUCAAGGACGCCACGCAGUUGAUCGGCGCAUGCGAAAUAUUCUUGGGCGACAGUAACACCGCAGUCAUCCACGCCACUGCCACUGCGAGAGUCAUCGGCUUGAUGGGCGGGUUCCAAAGCUUGUCAGCGCACGAAGUGGAACUCUUUGUGCACUCUGUCAUCGGUCUGGCGACCAAGUUGAAUGCGCGCCCGAUAGUAAGUCCAGAGACCUGGGAUCCCGGACCAUGGCACAGCUACAAGUCAAAAGGGACUACUAGAAAGCAACAGCAGUGGACUCAAAACGCAGCUUCACCAUCGUCUACGGGAAGCUCUCCACAAUCAUCCUGGUCCGUUGAUAAUGCAGGUUAUGCAACGCUGUAUGGUUACACCCCUGCGUCUCCUGGUGAUUCGUCCGCUCGCCAAUCUGCAAGGCCGACAACUGUUUGUCCACAGCUGAGCAAUAUCCUCGAGGAGAUGAGAGAACUGCUGGCCGUCGAAGAGAUCAAGAUACGAAGUACCCCGUUCGCAUCCGAUGAUGCCGUCGCAAGAGAAAGCCUUGUCCACAUGUUCCGCUGGUCGCAUCUACGCACGACAGCCAUCCGCGGGCGUGGGAUAAAUCACUGGUGCGAUCUUCUUCUCGAGGCGAAUCUGGCAGCGAGCCAAACCCAGACCCACACCCACACCCAGGACCCGGCGUCUCCGGAAUCUGCUGUCGUUCCGUCGCCGAGCAGCUUCGAUAUAUGCCUCUGCUGGGCAAUGAGGCUCCUGGACAGGUGCAUACUCCACGAACCGUACCUGAAGACCAACAUCUUCCGACAGACUCAGGCUUACUAUCAGAUGCUUCUCAGCAGCGUCGAAACACUGCGGCCGGAAUAUGAUGUCCGCCGUGGCCCUUACGACAGCAGAAGCUACGACAUGCUGUGGGUCUACUCGGUCGGAGCGCAUACGGAAAUCGCAUUCCUGCAGGGCAAAGGUCAGCCCUCGGUGAAUCCCCAGCAAUACUUCAAGGGCCGCUUCGGUCGUUUGGCUAUCUCCCUUGGUUUCACGGAUUUCUGGCAGAUCGCACGAUUCCUUGAAGAAAAUUAUCUGUAUUGCCCACGAUACCAAGAUUUGACGUUACGUAAUUUGGUGGAUUUCGAUUCCCUGGCUUGA